This is a messenger RNA of Eruca vesicaria subsp. sativa (arugula), 3552 nucleotides long. Lineage: Eukaryota; Viridiplantae; Streptophyta; Magnoliopsida; Brassicales; Brassicaceae. The record is from the annotation of a GenBank genome assembly.
CUUUUAACCUCUCUCUCUCUCUCUCUUACAGAUUCAAAAUCCAAUCAGAGCAUGACGACACCGGAGAAGACUCCAACAAAGCCUCUCUCCGUCCACGACUGGGACGUCCUCAUCUCCGACUUCCAAGACUCCAACGCUCCACGCGACUGGUUCACCUCCGUCUUCUCCCUCUCCUCUCUACCCGACCUCGCCCUCACCUCCCUCCUCAAAAAGGACUUCCCUUUACCCUCAAAACUCUCCAUCCUCGUCUUCCUCGACGAAUUCUCCCACACCCUCUUCCCCCAAUGCUCCCACGAGACCUCCGAUCGCUUCAUCGAAGCUCUCCGCGCCAUCGUGCAGUCUCCCACAACAGAUGGAUCUAACGGGUUAAAGGAACAGGCUUUGAUCUCUUUCACGUCGGUGCUUGUAACGGUUGAGUCAUUCUCCGUGCGACACGUGGAAGGUGUCGUUGACUUGCUGUUAGCGCUUGUUAAUCGUCCUAACCACGGGUUUGAUAGACAGGCACGUGCCGUCGCGUGCGAGUGUUUGCGUCAGUUGGAGAGAGGGUUCCCUGGUUUGUUAUCUGAUGUCGCUGGACAUCUUUGGACGUUGUGUCAAGCGGAGAGAACACACGCUGUUCAAGCUUACCUUCUCUUGUUUACCACUGUUGUGUUUAAUGUUGUUAAUCAGAAGAUUAGGGUUUCGCUUAUUAGUACUUCUGUGCCUUUGGUUCCUUUCAAUGCUCCUAGUUGGAUGAGGGAUGGGAGUUUGGGUUUAAGUCAGGGGUUGGGGGCAGAUCAGAAGGAGUUGAGACGUGUGCUAGCGUUUAUGUUGGAGUCUCCGUAUCUGUUCACGUCUUGUGCUAUGAUGGAGUUUAUGGGAAUGGUUGUGCCUCUUGCAUCUGCGUUGGAGUUACAAGCUUCGAUGUUGAGAGUUCAGUUUUUAGGGAUGGUUUAUUCGUUUGAUCCUAUGCUGUGUCAUGUUGUCUUGCUUAUGUAUACUCAGUUCCCUGAUGCGUUUGAAGGACAAGAGAAAGAUAUCAUGAGACGUCUUAUGCUUCUCUCUAAGGAGACUCAGAUCUAUCUUGUUUUCCGUUUGCUUGCGCUUCAUUGGUUGAUGGGGCUUUUGAAUAAGGUGGUGUUGAGUGGGGAGAUUGGGAAGAGGAAGUCUGUUCUUGAGAUGGGUCAGAAGUUUCAUCCUGGGGUAUUUGAUCCGCUUGCUUUAAAAGCUUUGAAGCUUGAUCUGGUUGUACAAUGCUAUGUUAGUUCCAAUGGUUUGAGUGGAGGUGAUAAGAGUAAAUCUGCAGGGGAGUUGUUGCAGGAAUGCUUGGUUUCUGUUUCGGAUUUCAAAUGGUUGCCUCCUUGGAGCUCAGAAACUGCUGUAGCAUUCCGUACUCUACACAAGUUUCUGAUAUGUGCUUCUACACAUUCUGACUCUGACCCUUCCACCACUAGAAGCCUCAUGGAGUCUAGCCUCUUCCAGAACUUGCAGGUGUUGCUGGUGGACAUGACUUCAAAGUUUCCAAUCUUGGUCCCUGUUGUUGUAUCUUUUAUUGAGCGGUUGGUAAACUGUGAAAAGCAUCAGUGGUUAGGAGAGCGUUUUCUUCAGACAAUAGACGAGAAACUACUUCCAAAACUUGAGAAAAGAUGUUUACUAACAGCUUACUUCCCGCUUCUCCAUCGGCUUGCAGAGAAUGAUACAAUACCUCCUUCUAGAUUGAUAGAGCUGCUCACGAAGUUUGUCCUUUCACUUGUUGAUAAGCGCGGUAUUGAUGUGGGGUUGAAACUGUGGGAUCAAGGGACUGAAGUUCUUGGCAUUUGUCGUACACUGUUGAGUCACCAUAAGAGUUCUAGAUUGUUUCUUGGACUCUCUCGUCUUCUUUCUCUCAUGUGUCUCUAUUUCCCUGAUCUAGAUGUCAGAGACAACGCUAGGAUAUAUCUGAGGAUGCUGGUUUGUAUACCAGGAAGGAAGUUAAAGAACAUUUUGAAGCCUGCAGAUACUGUCUCUCCAUCAACUCAUCCAUCUACAUUCUUCACUGUCCAAAGUCCUCGUUUCCGUCAUGAUCCUAACAAAUCUUGGAAUCUUUCCUCCUAUAUUCAUCUUGAACGUGUCACUUCCCUACUAGUGAAACAGUCAUGGUCCUUGUCCCUACCAUCUCUAGGCGUUGGAAAUGAUGGGUACAGCAUUAUCGAAAGUAAAGUUCAGGUUGAUGAAAUUGAGCAAGAUAGCAGUCAAGAGCUCCAGCUUUUACCGGAUUCUCGAAGGAUUGAAUCAGGGAAGCCCACGUUAAGAGUGAUGGAUGCAAAGAUUGCAGAAGUUCUAGAAAGGUUAAGAAGAUACUUCUCAGUGAUUCCUGAUCUCAGACACAUGCCUGGAAUCAAGGUAAGGAUAGCCUGUACUUUGAGAUUGGAUGCUGAGCCGUAUAACAGCAUAUGGGGUAGUCAAAAUCAGAGUCCUGAGUUAGAUAAAGUGGACUCAUCAUCUCCUGCGUUAUUUGCCACCGUUCUCAAAUUCUCAUCUUCAGCACCUUAUGGCUCUAUUCCAUUGUGCCGCAUACCUUUCCUUCAAGGUGAGCCUCAUUGGGACAAGAAUGUAACUAACGAUGAAGGCUCUUUGGAGAUAGUCUUGUUAGAGAACACGCCGAAAGAGGAGGAGAAAGAAGGCUUGGGAGGAGGAGCAUCUGUAACAGUUGAACUUGAACCUAGAGAACCAACACCAGGUUUGGUUGAGGUUUCAAUGGAAGCAAAUGCAGAGAGUGGUCAGAUGAUUCAGGGGAAACUCGAGAGUGUCCCUGUGGGGAUCGAAGACAUGUUCCUGAAAGCUCUUGCCCCACCAGAUGAACAUGAAGAUACAAUACCUAGCUACUACUCAGCUCUAUUCAAUGCUCUGUGGGAAGUGUGUGGUUCAUCAUCAAGCACAGCACACGAAACAUUUGCACUAAAAGGAGGCAAAACCGCUGCAGCCAUAAGCGGGACACGGUCAGUGAAACUUCUUGAAGUCCCUGCAGAAACUGUUAUACAAGCCAGCGAGCUUCACUUGGCUCCCUUUGUGGUGGCUAUCACUGGAGAACAGCUUGUGAACAUUGUAAGAGAAGGAGGAAUCAUUGAGAACAUUCUGUGGCAGGAGGAGGAAGAAGAAGGAGGUCAGGCUACUGCUUCUUCAUCUAUGGGGGUCACAGGGGCUAACAGAGACCCUCUACGUCUUACAUACAUAGGAUAUGGAGACGAUCAAGAGGUUCCAAUGACGAGGAGUAGAGGGAAAAUGGGAAAGAUAAAGAUGCUGAUGUUUUUGCCUCCGAGAUAUCAUCUGCUGUUUGAAAUGGAAGUUGGUGAAGAGUCGACGUUGGUGCAGAUAAGAACAGAUUAUUGGCCUUGCUUAGCUUAUGUUGAUGAUUACUUAGAAGCUUUGUUCUUGCUCUAGGAGAGUUUUUUUUUUAACUCUCUUUAUAUUCUUUGUGUUCAUCUACAUAAGAGUUGUCUAAAUAAACCCAACACACAGGCAAAAUCAUAAGGGUGCUGUUUUGUAUUGAGAAAUUUAUUUUUAUUGGAGAUAAAAGAAGAAACUAGUUUAAAG